Molecule: messenger RNA, 4214 nt
Organism: Myotis myotis
Lineage: Eukaryota; Metazoa; Chordata; Mammalia; Chiroptera; Vespertilionidae
Product: pantetheinase-like
Exons: 10
Coding region: 1965-3545 (526 amino acids)
Molecular function (GO): hydrolase activity, acting on carbon-nitrogen (but not peptide) bonds, in linear amides
Source: RefSeq, a predicted model, not a curated record
AUUGAACCUGCAACUGGGCCAUGUGCCCUGACUGGGAAUUGAACCGUGACCUCCUGGUUCAGUGCAUAGGUCGACGCUCCACCACUCAGCCAGGCCAGCUGGGUUAAACGUCCAGGCUAUAAACCCCCCCCACAAUGAAGGUCCCAACGUUUGCUAUCCCUCCCAUGAGUACACCUGCAUCUUACCCCUCCCCCUCACCUUCAUGCAUCUCCUAAGGGACCCCACGAGGCUUGCAACCAGGGCAGCAACCAACAGUGGCAUUUCAUCCCAAGCAAACUCCCUGAUUCUGUCCCCAAGGCCCCCCUUUCUCUGACUCAGUGAGUCAAAGCAUCUCAGUUUAGAGCCAUUUUCUCACAGAAUCCCCCUCCUGAUGAGGGGAAGUGGGAGGGGGGGACGUAGACCAACGAUUAACACCAAAAGUGCCGGGAGCGCUAUCAAAGCUUCGAAAUGGCCUCCAGUUCUAAGUCUGCUUUUAUUAGUGAUGAUGAUAUUGCUAAAUAUGUCAAUGCAGUAAAGGUUUCCUUAAGUUUUUGAAAAUGUAACUUCAUUUAUUUGUGAUUCAUAAUUUGUUUCCUAAACUGCUGUAAAAUCAGCAAAAAUGCCUUGGCAAUUUUAGCAAUUUUAGCAUAGUUCCUAGGAUAUUGAUUGGCAUUCAAAGGGUUAAGGCUGUUCUGUAGUGAGCCAGUGCCCCUGGGCUGUGACCUUCACAAGUCCUACUUUCCUCUUGAGACAGGAAGGCCAGGAGGUUUCAAAUUUUAAGCUAUUCCCUCCCCCCCCCCCCUAAACCCCGUAAAUAGUUUCCCUAGAGGGCAGGCUUUUGAUAAGGAGAACAAAUGCUCAGGGUGUUGCAGAAGACAAAAGAAAUACCAAGCAUGAGUCCUAGAGAAAGGGAGGGACCCCAUUUAUUAACACUAGUGGACUCCGGGAAUACUUUCCAAAUCAGAGUGAAGUAACAAGCAGAGGCUUCGCUUUUUAUAACCUUCUGGGGUCUUUGUCCUGCAGAUAUGGUUCUGCCCCCUUUCAUAUGGUUCCUCCCCCUUUCAUGGGCUUACAGGAAGGCCCCCCGCCCCAUGAUGAUCUGUUCUGGGGCCAGCGAUAAUGACCUCCCCCCCCCACCCCAGGGCAGUGCAUUGUUCACAGUUUUUAUGGCCUGACAGGCCUUGCAAAGACCAGUUUCCUCCUCAAGGUCUUAUUUCAAAGUGGGUUAAUUUCUGUUCUUUUAGGAAGUAUGAGGCCAGAGGUGUUUUGUUUUGUUUUUCUCAAUUGUUUGCCCAGAGAAUCUGUUGGGGUUCUGGAGGUAAAACUCACAAAAGUGUGAGCGUUUUCCUAACACUAAAUUCCCCUCGUUUUUUAAUUCUGAAGUUUAUCCACACUGAGCCUCUAGCAAUUCAUCAAGGACAGUUGAAGUGGUCAUACCACUGUGGAUGAAAAGGGGUUCUAUGGAAAGUAACCUCCCGGGAUGAUCUUAAAUUCCUAACUGGGCAGGUCCCGGUGAGUAGUCACACCCUACCUUAAGCAAGACCUGCCCACUGUUUCUGUGAAUCUAGGUUAGCAUACCUUUGAAAUGCCUCCUUUCAGACUCAGCUAGUACAUGCCCAGAAGGCCAUAAGUAAAACCGCCCUCCAGAGAGCACAUGAUCUCAUGAACUAUCCUGUAAUCCAAUCCCUGCCUUGCUUUCUCCUGCCUUCAUGUAAUCUUCCUUUUAGUUCCUCCUAAUUCCAAAUGCGUGAAAGGAAAACCACAAAGCUGUCAUUCAUCGAAGCAUUUGAGAUCUUGCUUCCUGGCAAUUGUCCUCAGUUUUGGCUCAAAUAAACGCAGAAAAAAUUCCCUACAGGUUUGGACAUGUUUAUGUCAACAUCAGUACUGGCUCCAAAAGUGGACUUUUGCUCCAGAACUUCCUUCUAUAAAUUCUUAUGUACACAUUCAUCUCACUGUGAAGUAUAUGGAUCCCCAACCACCUGGGAAUGGAAAACCAAAAGGAGUCCUUGGACUUCAGCAUGAUUACUUCUCAGCUGCUGACUUGUGUGGCAAUUUCAAUUUUCUGUGCCUUAAAAGCCAGCUCCCUGGACACCUUUAUUGCAGCUGUUUAUGAGCAUGCAGUGAUUUUGCCGAAUGCCACCCUGGCACCAGUGUCCCGUGAAUUGGCAUUGGGGUUAAUGAACAGAAAUCUGGACCUUUUGGAGGGAGCGAUCACAUCAGCAGCAAAACAGGGUGCACAUAUUAUUGUGACUCCAGAAGAUGGCCUUUAUGGCUGGAACUUCAAUAGAGAAUCUAUCUACCCAUACCUGGAAGAUAUCCCAGACCCUCAAGUGAACUGGAUCCCUUGUAAUCAUCCCAACAGAUUUGGCCACACCCCAGUGCAAGAAAGACUCAGCUGCCUGGCCAAGGAAAACUCUAUCUAUGUUGUGGCAAAUAUUGGGGACAAGAAGCCGUGCAAUGCCAGCGACCCCCAGUGUCCUUCUGAUGGCCGUUACCAAUACAACACUGAUGUGGUGUUUGACUCUCAAGGAAAACUGGUGGCACGCUACCAUAAGCAAAACCUUUUCUUGGGUGAAGAUCAAUUCAAUGUACCCAAGGAGCCUGAGGUUGUGACUUUCGACACCACCUUUGGAAGGUUUGGCAUUUUCACAUGCUUCGAUAUACUCUUCCACGACCCUGCUGUGGCCCUGGUGAAAGACUUCCAUGUGGACACCAUACUGUUUCCCACAGCGUGGAUGAAUGUUUUGCCACAUCUGUCAGCUAUUGAAUUCCACUCAGCUUGGGCUAUGGGCAUGAAGGUCAAUUUCCUUGCAUCAAAUAUACAUCACCCCUCAAAGAAAAUGACAGGAAGUGGCAUCUAUGCACCUGAUUCUCCAAGAGCAUUUCAUUAUGAUAUGAAGACAGAGAAGGGAAAACUCCUUCUCUCACGAUUAGAUUCCCACCCAAAGCACCCAGUCAUGGUGAAUUGGACUUCUUAUGCUAGUGGAAUAGAAGCAUUCUCAAUGAGAAACAAGGAGUUUAAGGGCACUGUCUUUUUUGAUGAAUACACCUUCUUGGAGCUCAGAGGAGUCACAGGAAAUUAUACAGUUUGUCAGAAAGAUCUCUGUUGUCAUCUAAGCUACAAGAUGUCUGAGAAGAGAGCAGAUGAAGUGUAUGCCCUAGGGGCAUUUGAUGGACUACAUACUGUUGAAGGGAACUACCAUUUACAGAUUUGCACUCUGCUGAAGUGUAAAACAACGAGCUUACACACUUGUGGUCACGCAGUUGAAACUGCUUCUACCAGGUUUGAAAUGUUCUCCCUCAGUGGCACAUUUGGAACCCAGUAUGUCUUUCCUGAGGUGCUGCUGAGUGAAAUUCAGCUUGCACCUGGAGAAUUUCAGGUGUUGAGUGAUGGACGCUUGCUGAGCCUGAAGCCACCACCUGGACCUGUCUUGACAGUAACUCUGUUUGGGAGGGUGUAUGAGAAGGACCACACAUCCAAUGCUUCAUCAGGCUUCAUGGCAUACACACUAACAAUAAUGCUCAUAGUUAUAACAUCUAUACUAUACUCAUUAAAGAUCAACUAAGAACUGCUCAUCUGAAUAUACAACCUGAUAUUUUUUCUGUGACUAACUUAUUAGCUUUUCUUAGAAUGAAUUUACUUAAAAUUCACUUCUUCAAAUGAAUUUUAUUAAAUAUUGCAGCAGUGAAUUUACUAUUAAAAGUGGCACUGCCCUAGUCAGUUUGGCUCAGUGGAUAGAGUGUCGGCCUGCAGACUGAAGGGUCCCAGGUUCCAUUCCGGUCAAGGGCACAUGCCUGGGUUGCAGGCUUGAUCCCCAGUAGGGGGCAUGCAGGAAGCAGCUAAUCAAUGAUUCUCUUUCAUCAUUGAUGUUUCUCUCCCUCUCCCUUCCUCUCUGAUAUCAAUAAAAUUUUUUUUUUAAAAAAGUGGCACUUACUACACUCAAACCCAGCUCGAUUACUUUCUCAGUCUGGAUUUUUUAAUGCGUAUAUUUGUAUUUUAUGAUAAUCUUGAUGUGCUUUUUAACUGUAAUUUUAAUUUCUUCUGCUUAAAUCAUUUGUGAUGCUCAUUUAUACAAACAACACAAUUCAAAGAAAGACCAAUGCUCAAAUACAAUUGUUAAAUCAAUCUUUUUAUACUUUGAUGAAUCAAAUCAUCCAGAGAGCAAUUUUGACACUUCCACCUUUCUUUUUUUAAUUAUUAAAUCUUUAUUGUUCAGAUUAUUACAUGUGUUCCU